CGUUCGGCGUCAGUUCAACUCGCGCAAGUGUCUCGCGACGCGCCCGUGACGCUGUCUAGGUAGGCAGCGGGAUAGUAUUUGAGACACAGCCCGAGAGUUAGUGGGUGGACGUGUGGAGGCUGUGCUUGCGUGUGUAGGGGGUUGGACUUUUCCGAGGCCAGGCUCUGUGUAGUCGAGCACAAGUCUCUCUCGACGUCACUCGCAUUGGAAGGCGUAUGUGUCGGUCAUAGUGACGGACUCCGUGCUCGCGGAUAGUCUGCUGUCCUUUUCUCUCUCCACAAACUCACUGCCGACCUUCCUCAUCAGCUGCGAGAGUUUUCUCGGUGCCGACUGUCAACAAUAAAACAAAGAUCCAUCCCGAUGCUUCAGUUUAUUCCUCCACUUGAAGUAGACGAGCAGAUAUAUGUUGGGUAAAGGGACAAAGCGGAAACUAGAUGAGGAUGAAGAGGGGCUGGAAGGCAAAGCGUUGGCGGCAGGGGCCGGAGCGAUGGCCAACGGGCUCUCGAAGGUCUCCUACACCCUGCAGAGGCAGACCAUCUUCAACAUGUCUUUGAUGAAGCUGUACAACCACCGGGCCCUGACCGAGCCCAGCUUGGAAAAGCGUGUGCUCAUCAACAACAUGUUGAGGCGCAUCCAGGAUGAACUGAAGCAGGAGGGCAACCUGCGGCCGCUCUUCUUCCCCCCUUCCCCUCCUCCAGACGACCCUGUGGAUGAAGGUUUCCGCGAGGCACAGCCUGCUUUCAGCGUGUUGUCCAUGGUAGCUCCACCGCUGUCCCAGUCGCCGGCACUCUCCUCUCCGGUCCUUACAUCGCCUUCGCCAGUGCUGUCAAACCCAGCGCCUUUGGAGGCCUGCCUCACCCCAGCUUCGCUUUUAGAGGAGGACAGUGUCACGCUUUGCACAUCACCCUCUCUGCUGGCUCCUCCUCUUCCGCCAACUCUUCCCAGACUCCCUUCAUCUGUGGCCAGAGACAGCUUUUCUUCUGCCCUGGAUGAGAUUGAGGAUCUCUGUCCUUCACCCUUACCUACAACUACAUCAGCGCCUGGUGCUACCUCCCCUUCAUCCCUUACAGUGUCCCUCCAACUGCCGUUGUGUCCCCCCAGCUUAAACUCAGGGGCCUUGGACUCCAAAGACUGCAGUAAGCCUUGCAGCCCAAAGCUUGAAGGGCUGGUCCCGCUGCCUGAGGAACGCUCUGCAGUCCCUAAUGCGCCAGAGACUCUUCCUCCUAACAGCCUGGACAUGAGCACCUCACCCUCCGCCUCGUCCUCGGGCUUUCUGACAGACCUGGCCCUGGACGACAUCCUCUUUGCAGACAUUGACACCUCCAUGUACGACUUUGACCCCUGCACCUCGUCCUCGGGCACGGCCCCCUCGAAACUGGCGCCCUUGGUGACUGCAGACGAGCUCCUCAAGACUCUUUCGCCCUACAGCGGUGGCGCUCCUGCUGUCAGCUCAAACCAGCCUUUCAAAAUGGACCUCACCGAACUGGACCAUAUUAUGGAGGUGCUUGUGGGAUCAUGACCAGGUUUGGAAGGGAACUGGGGAAGAAAUGCAAAACCAAUCAAAGAGUUUUUAAAUAUAAACUGAGAACGAAAACUGAAGAAUCACUUUGUGAGUGUUUGGGGGCUUUUUGUACAGUUUUGUGUUUUUGUUUUUAAAAACAAAGGAAAUUGUCCAUUUUAAUGGUGACGUUGCCCAGUACUACUUCUCAACACUGUGCAUGCACUGUGCUUGCCUUUCCCAAAAAUGAACAUGAAGAAAUCUUACAGAACACACUUUGGCUUCUGGCAGAUCUGAGUGCCUUCAUCAUUUAUGACCACUUGCUAAAUUCCUGUUUGUUUGUCUUGUCUCAAUUUCCUCAUCAUCAUUUCUAAUCGAACAAGAUGGAUUAUUAGAGGAGUAGCGUCUCUCUUUCCCCUUCUCAGCAUACAGGUGCAAGAAUGUGCAACGGCAGCCUAUUUUCAUAUUUUUCUUUCAGUUUCACAAAGCACAAUAAGAGCAACUUGGUAAUUUUAUGUUAACGUAUUUUUUUUCCUAUUCAAAGCUGAUUUAUUGCUUUUUAGUAAUAUUUAAAGUAGUCUGUUAAUAUGUGGUCAUUUAUUCUUUUUUUUUUUUAUCUGCUUCCAUUUUAACGUUCAUUUAAGGGAUAGUCCACCAUUUACUAACUCUCAUGUCUUUCCAAACCUUCAUAAGAUAUUUUUUUGUCCAUAUAAUGAAAGUCAGUGGGGUCCAAUGUUGUUUUGCACCCUGUUUACUUUUAAAAAAAAAAAAAAAAGCUUUUCAUGCUUCACAGAAGAAAUAAAGUUACAGGUUUGGAAUGAUAUAGUUAGUAAAUGAUGAUAAGAUUUUAAUUUCAGGUGAACUACCCCUUUAACAUUCAAUUAGUAAAACAUAUGCAUUUAUGAAAUAUACACAUUUAUGAAAUAUGCUUUACCAGAUUAUUUAUACAUGGAUGUGUGUAGUGGUCAGAUAUUUACAGUCAACCAACCAAAUUACUUGUGAUCUGCCAUAACGGCUCAGAUUCCAUGUGUUUACAUCUCAGCUGGCAAUAACUGAACAUUUCUUCUGAUGCACAUUGUUUUACAGAUACAUUUCUUUGAUAAGCCAAUGCUAAAACCCCUUUACGCUACAAAUAAUGUAUGCAAUCAAUGCUUUUCUGAUCAGUAAUAAGCAAACUGUCAACUUUUCUCAGCCAUUUCAUUUUUUUAUCUGUCGUAACUUCUCUUUUUUGGCCUUUGUUUUGGCUUUAUAUCAU
This is a messenger RNA of Cyprinus carpio (common carp), 2753 nucleotides long. It is a transcript of the gene sertad2b, whose product is annotated as SERTA domain containing 2b. The record is from RefSeq and is a predicted model, not a curated record. Gene Ontology annotation, cellular component: nucleus. Gene Ontology annotation, molecular function: transcription regulator activity. Lineage: Eukaryota; Metazoa; Chordata; Actinopteri; Cypriniformes; Cyprinidae.